GUCACAGUAGCGAGACUUUUGUCAGCAUACAGUGGUAGGUUUUUCGUUGAUGUGUUUGACAAUCCUUGUAAUCUUUGAGCGAAUCAUACGAACUCACCGGUGAUCAGUAUGACGUACGGAUCUAAUGUAAGCUCUAGGUCCUUUGGCUAUGGCGGGGGCUCCCGGCUGUCCUAUGGAGGUUCUCGGGAUAGUGGCGGUGCCCGAGGGGGUAUUGGUGCCAAUAGAUGGGGGAAUGAGAACAAAUUCCUUACGGCGGUCGACUGGUCCCGUGAAAAGCUUGAAGAUUUCUCCCGCAAUUUCUAUCGGGAACAUCCAACGACAGCUGCUCGGAGUGAACAUGAAGUUCGUAUGUGGCGCGAUAAGCACGAGCUGACAAUCAUGAGGACAGGAGGACAGAAAAUUCCUAAUCCGAUCUGUACGUUCGGCGAAGCACAGCUGCCCAGCUAUGUGGCGCAUGCUGUCAAGAAUCAGAAAUAUGAGAAUCCAACUGUGAUUCAAGCACAGGGUUGGCCUAUCGCACUGCAAGGCCGUGAUAUGGUGGCUAUUGCGCAAACGGGAUCGGGCAAGACACUCGGUUUUAUGCUACCUGCCAUUAUCCACGUGAACAACCAGCCACGUCUGCAAAGGGGCGAUGGCCCUAUUGUCCUCGUCUUGGCCCCGACCCGCGAAUUGGCCCAGCAGAUCCAACAGGUAGCAGCCGAGUUUGGCCGGGAUUCACGUCUUCGCUCCACCUGUGUAUUUGGUGGAGCGCAACGUGGUCCCCAGGCUGGCGAUUUGCGACGAGGUGUCGAGAUCUGCGUCGCUACGCCUGGUCGUCUUAUAGACUUCCUUCAAUCGGGUACAACUAACCUUCGUCGAUGCACUUACCUUGUUCUGGACGAAGCCGAUCGUAUGCUUGAUAUGGGUUUUGAGCCGCAGAUUCGUCAGAUUGUUAGCCAAAUUCGACCGGACCGUCAGACCCUGAUGUGGAGCGCCACGUGGCCCAAAGAAGUUCAGGGUCUUGCAUCGGAUUUACUAACAAAUUUCGCACAGAUUAACAUCGGUUCUUUAGCGUUGUCCGCGAAUCACCGUAUCCACCAGAUCGUAGACGUGGUUGACGAGCAUGAUAAGACUCGUAAGCUAAUGGACUUUUUCAGUGAUAUCCAAAAGGCAGGUGGAAGCCGGAAAACCCUGGUCUUCACCUCGACCAAGCGAGCAGCUGAUGACUUGGCCUCGUAUAUGUGGAAAGAGAGGAUUAACUGUCAAGCCAUUCAUGGAGACAAAAAUCAGGCGCAGAGGGACAAGAUCCUCUAUCAAUUCCGUUCUGGCCGUCUGGAAGUGUUGGUAGCCACAGACGUGGCUGCCCGCGGUUUGGAUGUGGAUGACAUCGCCUAUGUCGUUAACUACGACUAUCCGAAUAACUCGGAAGACUACAUUCACCGCAUUGGACGUACGGCAAGGUCCAACAAAAAUGGCACCGCGUACACGAUGUUCACCAAGAAAGACUCGAAGCAGGCACGUGAUCUCGUAGAAGUGCUUAAAGAAGCGAAGCAGGAUGUCAAUCCCAAGCUUGUGGAGAUGGCCCGCUGGGGAAGUGGCGGCGCUCGUAACAAUUACUCUCGUUACGGCUAUGGCGGGGCCAGUCGAGGUUUCGGUGGAGGAAACCGAUUCGGUUCGGCGGGUGGUAUGAAGGGAGGAUUCGGAAUGAAAAGUGGUGGUUUCAAUACGUUCAAUACCCGCAAGAGGUUCGAUUAAUUGCGGAAAAUUGUGACCUAACACAAGAACCAGUGGGCCGCGGGUCUUAUUUUAGUUUUAAAAGCGAAUAAAUUAUCAUUUCAUGCUGUGCAUAGUAGCACCGCGGUACCUACCGUAGAGAUACGUUAGUCUCUCGUGGGUAUGGCGGAGAAAUAUCAUCGGGCAGGAAGUUGCGGACAGGUAAGUGCGGGGCGGUAGUAAUUCGAACGAAGCAGACGAUAGUUUGAUAAACAACAAUGAGAAGACAGAAGGGCUUUGGGUAGCGCCAUUAUCGUAACUAAUAGGGACGACAAAGGAUUUUGGGUGACGUCAUUAUCCUAAAACCUACGUUGGACGUACUAAUAUUGUUAUCAACAAAGGAACUUGUGUUAUACCAUUGCACGCCUGAAAACUAGAUUAAAGAAAACAAAGCAAGCAAAUUUGUGUACCACAGAAACCGCCACCGGUGAUGCUUGACUUGAGCAUCGCUUUGGUCCUGACCAACUGCCUUGUAAAUAUUAUACAAAUUAAGCGACCAGGCGUAAACACCGAAGCAUCUCGUGUUCCUCCCCAAUCAUACGCACCCGUAAAAAGUACCAUAUAUAUAUAUCUAUAUAACAUAUAUAUGUUACAUGAACCGUACGAUAUCUUCACUGUACCUAGAACUAAGACAAUAAAGAACUAACUUAAUAAGAUCAAUUUCA
Messenger RNA from Varroa destructor (honeybee mite), 2417 nucleotides. RefSeq lists its product as uncharacterized. The record is from RefSeq and is a predicted model, not a curated record. Lineage: Eukaryota; Metazoa; Arthropoda; Arachnida; Mesostigmata; Varroidae. Gene Ontology annotation, molecular function: ATP binding; nucleic acid binding.